AUGAUCUUCGAGAGCCUUUGCUGGAUUCUAUUUGGAAUUGCUCUCUACAACGGUGUAAUUAUUCUAUACAAUCUCUACUUUCAUCCACUCAGCAAAUUUCCAGGGCCCAAGCUGGCGGCCUGCUCUCAUCUCUAUGAAUUCUAUUUUGAUAUUAUCAAAAAUGGAAUGUUCAUGCAAGAAAUCUCUCGCAUACACGAGGUUUAUGGCCCGAUCGUUCGUAUAACUCCCCGCGAAAUUCACAUCAAAGAUGCCGAGUUCUAUGAUCAAAUCUACUGCACUGGUAGUAGGAAGCGGGAAAAGGACCCUCAAUUUGUCUCGGGAUUUGUUUCUCCCCAAUCAGUGAUUACAACCAUUGACCAUGAUCUCCACAAAAAGCGCAAAAAUAUGAUACAAAACUUCUUUUCCAAAGCAUCAAUCACGGAGAUUGAAUAUCAUAUUCUUCAAAAGAUGGAAAAAGUCGCAUAUCGGUUUCAUGACGCAUGUCGAACUGGCGAAAUUCUUCUGAUGGAGUCAAUCUUCUCCGGCUUGACUGCAGACGUCAUCACGCUCUAUGCGUUUGGGACCAGUUAUGAUUACUUAGAAAACAGAGAACGAGCUAAUAAUCUGCAAAGUUCUGGGGAGAUCGUGGCCCGUGGUUUUCAUUUGAAUCGUUUCUUUCCCUUCAUUCGGAAGGCUGUGUUCAUGAUGCCUAAUCUUGCAGCUGCUUUGCUGCCCGGCUCAGAAGCAGUCGUGUACAUGAUCAACGGAAUCAAGACACAAGCGAGAAAUGCUCUAGACGAUACUAAAGAAAUAAGCAAAAGGAAAACAUUAUUUGAUGGCUUGACGGCGCCUUCGAUUCCUUCGGAGGAGAAAACCAUGUCUCGACUCAUGGAUGAGGGACUAGUUCUUCUUUUGGCAGGUACUGUUACCACGACCAGGGUUUUGGUGCUCGCUACGUUUCAUCUAUAUAAUGAUGUCAGCAUGCUUGCAAAAUUGCGAUCAGAGCUCAAAGGAGUUAUGCUCACACCUAGCUAUCGUCCUUCUUGGGCAGAGUUGGAGCGUCUACCGUAUUUGACUGCUGCUAUCAACGAGGGUCUCCGACUCACUUUUGGUGUCACGUUUCGACAGCCUCGAGUAGCCCCGCAUGAAACAUUACUUUACGGAGAAUAUGCCAUUCCUCCAGGUACUCCGGUUAGCGAAUCAACAUACUUGCUACAUACAGACCCUGUUGUGUUCCCGGAACCCCACGCGUUCCGUCCUGAACGAUGGACAGAAGCUUCCCCAGAACAAAAGCAACAGAUGCGCAAGCAUUUCGCACCAUUUUCCAAGGGAAGUAGGCAGUGUAUAGGGAUGAAUCUCGCGUACUGUGAGAUGUAUCUGGUAUUGGCCCAUGUUGUUCGUCACUAUGAUAUGGAGUUAUACGAGACUACAUUUGAGAAUGUUCAUUUGGUCAGAGACUUGGGCUUAGGCUUUCCAAAAGAUAAGCCUUUAUCUGUGAAGACCCAAGUGAUCGGUAUUUUAACAGAAUAG
This is a messenger RNA of Penicillium cosmopolitanum, 1509 nucleotides long. RefSeq names its product cytochrome P450. Bases 1 to 1509 code for a protein of 502 amino acids. The record is from RefSeq and is a predicted model, not a curated record. The transcript has 5 exons. Gene Ontology annotation, molecular function: heme binding; oxidoreductase activity, acting on paired donors, with incorporation or reduction of molecular oxygen; iron ion binding. NCBI's taxonomy places the organism in Eukaryota, Fungi, Ascomycota, Eurotiomycetes, Eurotiales, Aspergillaceae.